Molecule: messenger RNA, 1995 nt
Organism: Sphaeramia orbicularis (orbiculate cardinalfish)
Lineage: Eukaryota; Metazoa; Chordata; Actinopteri; Kurtiformes; Apogonidae
Gene: gpr61l
Product: G protein-coupled receptor 61-like
Exons: 2
Coding region: 393-1673 (426 amino acids)
Biological process (GO): G protein-coupled receptor signaling pathway
Cellular component (GO): plasma membrane; signaling receptor complex; endosome
Molecular function (GO): G protein-coupled receptor activity
Source: RefSeq, a predicted model, not a curated record
CAUACACAGGACAGGACAGGAAUGAGAGUGUUCCUGGAGGAGGGGUGAGGAGAUGGAGGAAGAAUUCAUCUAAAAAAAAAAUCUUCAUGAAAUAAGUUAUCAACACUUCCUACGGGGAUGAACACACAGGACAUCUGGGAUUUUUUUUUUUAAUUUCAGCUGGAAAAUCAGAAAAUAUAACUUUUUAAAAAAAUAUAUGUAUAUAAAGCUUUAAUUUCUUCGCACUUGUGGACCAAAUAAAAUAUGUCGUGUUUUAAAAGUAGCUUUGUCAAAGAAACGUGGAGAACCAGUUAAGUCUCAACUGUCUCAACCUGGACUUGACUGUGACAGUGGAUCAUGGAACAUCCAUAUAUGAUGACAUUCAAGAUACACGUGUUGGAAGCAGAGAAUGAAUGAUGGCAGGGACAUCUGGUCCCAUGGUUGCCCCUGUACCCAAUCUCACAACAGCUUUAUGGGAGCUCAAUCCUACUGUUCCUGCUGAAGUGGGUGUCGUCACAAGCUCCCAGUCACAGAUCAAAGAUCUUUUUGGGUUGUUUUGCAUGGUGACUCUUAACCUUAUUGCAUUGCUAGCCAACACUGGUGUGAUGGUUGCCAUUGCUCGUGCUCCUCACCUGAAGAGGUUUGCUUUUGUGUGUCACCUUUGCUCCGUGGACCUGCUAUGUGCCAUCCUCCUCAUGCCCUUGGGUAUCAUAUCCAGCUCACCAUUCUUUGGUACUGUGGUCUUCACUGUCCUGGAGUGCCAGGUUUACAUUUUUCUGAACGUUUUCCUCAUCUGUUUAUCCAUUCUCACCAUCACAGCCAUCAGUGUAGAGCGUUACUUCUACAUCGUACACCCAAUGCGUUAUGAAGUCAAGAUGACCAUCAACCUGGCUAUUGGGGUAAUGCUCCUAAUUUGGGUUAAGUCACUGGCCUUGGCUUUGGUCACACUGUUUGGAUGGCCAGCUUAUGGAAAUCACAGCUCAAUUGCUGCAGCUCACUGUUCCCUCCAUGCGAGCCACAGUCGUCUAAGAAGAGUAUUUGCUGUGCUCUUCAGCAUGGUUUGUUUCCUGGUUCCCGCAGUGGUUAUCUUCACUGUUUACUGUGCUGUGUACAAGGUGGCUCGUUCUGCAGCGCUGCAACAAGUACCUGCUGUUCCAACAUGGACAAAUACAAGCCCUGCCAAGAACCGUUCAGACUCCAUCAACAGCCAGACAACAAUGAUCAACACCAGUCGUACUCUGCCCCAAAGACUAUCUCCAGAGCGAGCCUUCAGUGGAGGCAAAGCUGCCCUCACUUUAAUAUUCAUUGUGGGCCAGUUCUUGAUUUGUUGGUUGCCUUACUUCAUCUUCCACCUACAAAUGUCUCUGACUGACUCCAUGCAGAGUCCCGGAGACUUGGAAGAAGCGGUCACUUGGCUUGCUUAUUCCUCCUUUGCAGUUAAUCCUUUCUUCUAUGGCCUGUUGAACAGACAAAUCAGAGAGGAGCUCAUAAAGUUUCGUCGCUGCUGCCUGACUCAGCCUCUGGAGUUAGGAGCAUCCAGUCACGAGGGAUCGCUACAAGAAAACUUCCUCCAGUUCAUCCAGCGAACCACCAGCACGACUGAAACCCGGUCCAGCUGUGCCACAUCGAGUCCCAGAAACACACUAGACCAAGCAGUCAAGAUCCCAGGACAAAUCCCAGAAGAACACCCAUAGACACUAACAGAAGUAACUGACCAGAGUUUACACACAGGCCAUGCCAAACUUUAUGUGCUUGAGGGACAUUUGUCUUUUAGCUUCAUAUCUAAGCAUUAUGCCAUUCAGGAAGGCUUUAUUGCUUUACAUCAAGGUGCUACAGCUGUAACAGAAAAUACUGAAGUAAUUAAAAAUGUUACAAUUGUCUUAUUUAUAUGUGGUGUUUGUAGAGAUGUGUAUUUGUGAAUGUGAGGUGUAACUAGGAUAACAAGGACACGACUGGAUGGAUCUGUAAAUGUGUAUUCAGGAACAAUUUGUAUUGGAUAUGAAUCUAAGUUGGUUU